AUGUACCGAGGAGGAUCGUCCGAACUCGGUCUUGGUAGGGGAAGAGGAGGACGAGGACGCGGCGGCGGCGGUGGUGGUGGACGGGGCCGAAACCGCAAUUUGUUACCACCUCCUACCAACCGACAUUCUUCCGCCUCCCUACGAGAGAGGAAUACUACCAGCGUCAAGGCGGCCGCCUCGUCGUCUCGCACGGUUGAGGAAACACUUAGUAUUGUUCCGAGGGAGGUUCCUCCGGCUUUUGGAAUGACCAUACGCUUAGCUCCUGACUUGAUGGAGGAGAUCAAGCGGGUGGAGGCACAGGGUGGAACCGCCAAGAUCAAGUUUGAUGCGCUUCCUAACAGUAGCACUGGGAAUAUAAUUAAUGUCGGUGGGAAGGAGUUCAAAUUUACCUGGUGUAGGGAGCCUGGCAAUUUAUGUGAUAUAUAUGAGGAACACCAAAGUGGUGAAGAUGGAAACGGUGUGCUGGUCGAGGCUGGAUGUGCUCGGAGAAAAUUGAACGUCCAGCGAACUCUAGAUGAGUCAACCACAAGCCAUUUGAAGAUGCUCUCAGUUGAAGCUGAACAGAGAACCAAAUCACACAAGUUAAUUGUUUUAGAUCCUGCCACUGCGAGUCCAUCACUGAAGAAGCAGUUAACUCGUGCUGAAGCUCCAUGGAGAAUGUCAAAUAAACAGAAGAAAGAACCUCCACCUAAGAAGCGGAAAGUUGAUCCAGCUCCAGUUGUAAUCGGAGGUCCAAAGCCUUCUUUCAGACCAGAGGCUUCAACCACUUCUGUGAAAAAUAGGCUAUCAGCUUCACUGGGACCAUCUCCUUCUAACCAAUACGAUACCCCUUCUUCAUGUGGGACUGGGAAUAUUGCUAAAACCCAUGCAGAUAACGUGAAGACAAGGGGCGGAGAGAGCAUGGUUGCUAGCGAAAAAGAUUUAUCAACCUGGGAAAGUAAUGCAUUAAGGAACACAUCUGGACGCCAAGAAACCAAUGUCAAUGAAGAAAUUGACUUGCAUGUACUGUUGGAUGAUCUCCUAAAAGAGGCUCCAAUGAGCUUGAAGGCACUAGCGAAAGCUGUUGGAGAUAGAACCCCUAAUGAGGCAAAGUUGAUUGAAACAAUUUUGAAAAAGAUUGCGAAUUUCCAAGCUCCAGGUAGUUUCUUAAAACCAGGAGCAGAUUUGGAAAUCUAUAAAAGUCAUUCAACGGAUAGCAAAAGCUCGCCUGAACGCCAGCAAUUGCUUCAAAUCACUGACAGCAGUCGCGACCAGUUACCCGUUCCAGGGGUCAGCAACAUGGAGAACUUUUCUGUGUGCGAGCGGAAGGGAGAAGGUUCACAAGACUCUUUGCAUGUGCAUCUAGAAGAGAAACUGAGCGCGCAAGAAAAUGUUGACGUUGAGAAGGAUUUACCUGGUAUUCUUCAUGAGGAGAAGCGAUUUGAAAAUAGAGAUGGACAGGCUCGUAUCUCUAACAGCGAGAGUGAUAAUGACAAUAAUGACAGUGGGAGCGAUAGAGGGAGCAGCAGUGAUAGCGAGGCUUCUUCUGUCAGCAAGGAAGUUUCUGAUGAGGAUGUGGAUAUAAUAAUGAGCGAUGGUGACAAAGAACAGUCAGCUGAGCGGGAUGCUAUUGAUCUCCCAUCAGCAGAGAUUGAAGGUUUCAAAAAGAAGUUGCCUGAGGUUUCAGUCUCCCACAAAUCCACUCCUACAGCCAGAGAUCUCCAAGAAGCUGAAUUGCAGCUUUUGAAACAGCGGCUGCAGUUUGUGAGAAACUCCACAAAGCUCUUCAAAAGUAAGGCUGCGUAUGAAGCUUCUCAACGUAAAUUUCUAGCAGGAGAGUUUGGUAGAUUGAAGCUUGACAUCGGCAGCCUCAAUGAUCGCGUGAAUCAUCUGUACGAGUACUUUUCUGCUUCUCACAAGAGAAGAAAAAGGGUUUUGGUUGCCGAGCCGUUGGUACAAUUUCCUGCCAUAUGUAAAGAUCAACAGCCUUCAGAGCGCAAGUACGAUUUGGAACAUCUCAACGCUUCUGCCGGUCAAAUGAUAGAUCCACUUAAAGAACUUCAGAAGUCAUCUACUGAAUGUUUGAGUAGACAUGGUCAAAUGAAUCCUGGUGAUAGUUCAGGUAAAUCAAACAAACAUUCUGAUGCCUUGGGUAAUGUUCGUGGUGAAAAUGACCAGAACCGCUUAUCAGAAUCUCCGAUUGCUCCCCGACAGUCGCAUCUACCUACUUGGAGUUUUCGCUCUGUCCUUCAUCACCUCUGCUCUAGUUUCGAAAGUAAUAACCAAAUAUCUCUCGCCACACCGGAUGUUCUCCGGUACCUGGUCACUAGAACAGAAACCGCUCAAGUGUCUCCGGGAGAAACUGCGGAACCGAUUCAAGUACUAACUGAGAGUUCAUUGAUCCUUGAACCAAAAUCGGAUGGUGAAUCAAGAACUGAGAAUAUGGAUACGAGUUCACUGGAGAAGAGUUUGAUGCUUGGAGAUGUUUUGGAGGGAACUGACUUGCAAGAUGCAUCUGGCCGUAGCAAAUACAAAGAUGUUUUCGCUGGGUUUGAGAAACUCAUUAAUGGAAGUGGAGGAGACUUCGCUCCUGUGAAUUUCUGCGAGGCAUUGGAUGUGAACGACUAUGGUUAUGAUGCUAUGCCUAAACAAGCAAUUGAUCUAGUUCAAAGCACGGUAGAGAUUCCUGGUGUUGCCGAUGAGUUUCAGGUAGAUUCAAGAGAAGUUGAUGACAAGGUUUCUGAAAUUACUAGGAGUAAGGCUGUAAGUUGUGGAGUCUUUGAGACUAAUGAUGAAGAGAUGUAUGAUGCCGAGAUAUCUGGGGUUGAUGGUGAUUCCCCAAUGGAUAUGCACAAGGAGACUCAUGUCUCACAUGAGGUUUUGGAUAAAAGAGGAGAAGGGACUACUAGUAAGAGUAACUGUUCUAGUUUUGAGGUACUGGAUGUAGAAAAUGGAGUGAAGGAGAAUGAUCUAACUUCCAAAAACCAAGAAAAGAUGGCUUCUCAAACUUGCAUAAAGAACAAAUCUGUGCCGUCUGAGGAAGCAAAAGCUAGAAAGAAGGAGGCAAAAGCUCGGAAGAAAAUAGCUCAAGAGCGUAUAGUACUUGGAGUGAAGAAGUUGAAACUCAAACCACCAGUAGCUCCGAAACCAAAACCUGUAAUAUCUUGUCGACACUAUCACAGGGGACGGUGCCUUGAAGGAGAACAGUGCAAAUUUUCACACGAUACAACUCCGGAAACCAAAUCUUUGGGUACUCCACAGGCUGCUUCAGAUAGACCGGGUGCAAAUGUAACAACCUCGUCAAGUAACACCGCUGCAGCAUCUGUCUUACCUCAGAAAUCAAAUAUACAACAAACCGUGAGUCAGGCCAUAGCCAGAUUACAGGCGACACAACCAAGACUUUUAAGCUCAACUACGUUUUUGAAGCCCCCUAGUCAAUCUAACCAAAAAGACUCAUCUGAUGCAUCAUCUUCAAAGAUCAAUGAACAUGCAACACCUCCACAGCUUCCUCCUUUGAGAAAACCAUCCGUUGCUCCAAAGGGUAUGAGUUUUCUCUCUUUUGAAAAAACCACCCAAGAGGAAGAUACUGUUACGGUUUAG
Eruca vesicaria subsp. sativa (arugula) is the source of this 3579-nucleotide messenger RNA. NCBI's taxonomy places the organism in Eukaryota, Viridiplantae, Streptophyta, Magnoliopsida, Brassicales, Brassicaceae. The record is from the annotation of a GenBank genome assembly.